CUACACAUAGCUACUUUGACGCCAGUACGCGGCGCGCUUCGUCAAAGAGAGGACGUAUCGCGCGUCCCCUACAAUUAUUACGACGACCGAACGGGCAAACAGGAUGCUCUUCGUACAGAAUAGUGAUGAGAACAAACAAUAGUGACAUUUUUACUAAAAAGGAUUGUUCAAUUAGUGCCACCCACAACUUACUAAUUGAUGUGAAUUUCCUGACCUUGAAAAUCGACUAAAAUGGAUUAGUCUCAGUUUUUUGUGUUUAUAAUUCGAACAACAUUGAUCGUGAUAAGUGAAGUAAUUGAAAUAGAGAUGGGAUUCGUGUAAUCGAUUUAUUUAUUCGGUAAAUCGUGUGGGAAGUGUGAAUAGUUAACUAUGUUGGCGGUCAAGAAUUUUUUUAUGCCUGAAAAGAGAGUGGACUCUCCCAGGUUUUCAAGAAUGCCUGAGGCACUCAUGCGAUCCAUAAGGCGACGAUCUUUGAGAGUGAAGAGGACGAAAUCGUUGGUUCUAGUGAACGAAAAAAGGAAAUCCGAUUCAUUCGUGAAUAGUCAAGAAUGGACAGCGUCACGAGGUGUAACAGAACUUCGAGUUGGAGUUUUGGGUUCACCAGACAGUGGAAAAUCAGCUCUAGUCCAUCGGUAUUUGACUGGAGCGUACAUGCAAGAAGAAAGUCCUGAAGGUGGUCGCUUCAAGAAGGAAGUGAUAAUCGACGGCCAUAGCUAUCUUCUCCUUAUAAGGGAUGAAGGAGGCUCGCCUGAAAUGCAGUUUACGGCUUGGGUGGACGCUGUGAUCUUCGUGUUCAGCUUGGACAACGAGAUCAGCUAUAAUACGGUGUCAAACUACUUCAAUAAAAUGUCCCAUUAUAGGAAUUCUGCCGAGAUUCCGAUCAUAUUGGUCGGAACCCAAGAUGCCAUAAGUGAAAGUAGUCCACGCGUGGUAGACGACAAUCGUGCUCGCAAGUUGUCGAAUGAGCUGCGAAGAUGUUCUUACUACGAAACUUGUGCUACGUAUGGACUGAACGUGGAACGAGUCUUCCAAGACGCAUGUCAGAAGAUUGUGGGCACUAGAUUGUCCGCCUCGUCGCAAUGUUUGUCUGGAGGUUCCAGGCCUGUGACUCCACAGCCGUUAGUGAAUUCGCCAAGCCACAACCAUUCAACAUUCUUGUACAAGGACUCGCUGCCACGCGGCCAUCACACUCUGUCAGCAUCAUCCCACCACCUGCACAGGGGCGCUCAAUCCUUCGAUGCCUCAUCAAACAGCAGCGGAAUCUCUUCAACGCACGUCGUCGAAAUCCACAGCACGAAUGGCUCCGACACCUCCUCACGAUGGGGCAACUCCCUUGGCAGCCAUGGCUCCUCAUCAGGCCUCGUUUCCAUAGCAACUGAGAAUAACAACGUCAAAUUCACCGCCCCACACUGUCUUGAUAACCUUCAACCUCCUAAGGAUUCUAAGGACUUGCCUACUCCAUCAUCUACACCAACGACUUCAAGGAAGUCUCGAAGGAGAUCGAAUCUCUUUACUCCUUCUAAAAAAGGAGAUGAUAGGUUGAAGAAUGGGGAGCUUGGUUCUGGAAGAGCGAUUCCUCUAAAGCAAGGAUAUUUGUACAAGAAGAGCAGCAAGGCUCUGAAUAAGGAGUGGAAGAAGAAAUAUGUGACGCUGUGCGAUGACGGCAGGCUGACUUACCACCCUAGUUUACACGACUAUAUGGAAGAUGUGAAUGGCAAGGAGAUAUCUCUACAGUACGUGACAGUGAAGGUGCCUGGCCAGAAGCCGCGAGGCUCCAAGUCCAUCAUUACCACCGUGCCGGGGUACAACGGGUACAGCAGUCUCGAUAUACACGAUAGCAUUGGGGGACUGUCUAUCGGCUACAAAGACAAACCAACGCGGGCGACAGACAAAGCACUAAUGUCUGCGUUCGACACGAUGAAGGAACCAGCGACGAGCCGACAGUCGCUUGCCUCAGAAGUAGAGGUCGGCUCCACCAACGGACAGGACAAGGACACGCCGCAUGUCAAGAAGAGACAUCGCCGAAUGAAGAGCAGCGGCGUCAAGAAAGAUGGAGAUGAAGAGGGAGAAUACGCGACGUCAUGCGAGUUCACGAUAGUGAGCUUGGACGGCAAGCGCUGGCGGUGGGAGGUGACGGGCGCGGCCGCGGGCGCCGCCGCCGCCGCCGAGCGCGACGCCUGGGUCGCCGCCGUCGAGGCGCAGAUACUCGCCUCGCUGCAGGGACGGACAUCCCGGCAGCCAAUGCCGACAGGCGCGAACUCGACGGGCGACGUCCGCGCCACGUACUACAUCCGCCGCGUACACGGGAACGACAAGUGCUGCGACUGUGGCGCCGCAGAUCCAGACUGGGCAAGCUUGAACCUUGGCGUGCUGAUCUGCAUCGAAUGCUCGGGCAUACACAGGAACCUCGGCUCGCAUAUAUCGCGAGUACGAUCCCUCGACCUAGAUGAAUGGCCAUUGAGCCACGUCAGUGUAAUGGUGUCUCUGGGUAAUGAUCUCGCGAAUUCAAUAUGGGAGGCGGAUUUCAGAGGCCACGUGAAACCUAUGGCCACAUCUAGUCGAGAAGAGAAAGAAAGAUGGAUCAGGUUGAAGUACGAGCGGCGCGCGUUCCUGAGCUCGGAGGCGGUGGCGACGGGCGUGGAGGCGCUGCGCGGGGCGGGCGCGCGCGGCGCCGUGGGCGGGCUGGCGCGCGCGCUGGCCGUGCCGGGCCGCGCCGCGCCCGCGUCGCACGACCGCGCGCUCGCACUGCGCGCCGCCGCCGCCGCAGGGCAUCUCGCCGCCGCACAACUGCUCAUAUGGCACAACGGCAACCCCAACUACCCGGACGCAGACGGUCACACCUGCGUAUUCUACGCGCGGGCCGCGGCCAAUCACUUAUCAGGCAUCCCCACUCAGUACCCCAAGAACUUACAACUCACUUGUCCCCUACAUCCCAACCCACCUCAUACCUCCACUCCAAGCUCCGCCACGAACUCAACAAGCUCCAACUCGAGCACUAAGAGCUCUCUAAAGAACCCCGAACCAGAAUGCAAUUGCAUCAUCUUCGAGCUUCUAAACGCUCAAAGCGCGAGCAAAGCCCUCGUCGAACUCCUGAUUGGCUUACAAAACAACCAAUACAUGAACGGCUACGACCACAACGGUAGUGUUGCCAGCUUCGCGCACAAUACUCUAGGGCGGCCAUCUUUAGGCCCUAAUCUGUCGCUCACGAAUGGGAAAUGCGGCAGCGUAGUGUAAUGGUUUUUCUAUCUAAUUGUCGGUUUUGAAUAAAUGUUGAUAUUGUGACUGAACGUUGUUACCGUUAUGGUAUAUUUAUACUCAAUUCGAUGUGUGGUGCAGUUUUGUCAGAUAUUUUUUGGUUCGUCUGCCGAAUUAUUGUCAGCUGUUGAGCAUUGGUAAUUGAUAAAAUGUUUGUCGCUUUUAGUAACUGAUGUUAUUUGGAUCUUAAUAUUGCGACCCAGUGACUUAUUGUUAUUUAUGUCAGCAUUAUUUAAAACACUGACUAACUCCAAUAAAAGAUCUCACAAAACUGCAACUCUCAUAUUUUUUUGUAUAAUACAUGUAGUGUAUUAAUAUGUAAACAUGUAUACAUAUUACACACGACUGACGGUACAUUUGACGUAAUCUCCGGUUCACGCAUAGAUUAAAUAAUUAAAUAAACAAUUUUCUCGAAGUUAGUUAAAAAAUUACGUGUCUGUCAAUUUAAAAAAGUUAAUUAAAUUAGAAAAAUUGUACAGCGU
Spodoptera exigua (beet armyworm) is the source of this 3737-nucleotide messenger RNA. The record is from the annotation of a GenBank genome assembly. Lineage: Eukaryota; Metazoa; Arthropoda; Insecta; Lepidoptera; Noctuidae.